CCGACUAGCGCGAUCAUUGAUUAAGUAGUGAGUAACGAGCGCGAGCGCGACCCACUCUGCUUCUCUCGUUCGCCUUUGUUCUCCGCAUCUACACCCAUAAAAACUACGCGCAGGAUGAUGCGAAGAGACUGAUUCAUGAGAUUCAGGACAUGCUGAAGGGAAGUUAUGCGGAGACAGCCCUACGCGUUCGCACCUUCACCGGUGGUCGCCGCGUCGUCGUCUCCAAGAGAGGGGCUCGUGCCAAACCUAGAUGACGGUAUGGAUCGAGCGGACUACUACUUAAGGACCCAAUCGUCCUGUGAGGUCGUCCAAGGUCUCCCCUUAGCGUUCAGAGCAUUCAAAGCUUCACACAAGAACAUCGCGCAAGCCUGCUAUAAUGUCUGCCCCUAGGGUCGCCAUCGUCAUUUACUCUAUGUAUGGGCAUAUAGCUAAAUUGGCUGAAGCUGUGAAAGCUGGUGUUGAGUCCGCGGGUGGUACUACUACUAUCUACCAAAUUGCGGAAACACUGCCAGACGAGGUGCUGGCCAAGAUGCACGCCCCUCCAAAGCCCAGCUACCCUAUCUUGCCCGCUGCAGACUUGCCCAGCUUCGAUGCCUUCAUUUUCGGCGUCCCUACCCGUUAUGGCAAUUUCCCUGGCCAGUGGAAGGCAUUCUGGGACCAGACUGGUGGUCAUUGGGCCAAAGGGUCUUUGGCUGGCAAAUACGCUGGCGUUUUUGUUUCAACCUCCACCCAGGGCGGAGGUCAAGAGGCGACUGUCAUCAGUACACUUUCCACCCUCACUCACCACGGCAUCAAUUUUGUCCCGCUUGGAUACUCUACCACAUUCUCAAUACUGUCCAACCUUAACGAGAUUCGCGGUGGUUCUCCUUGGGGCGCCGGCACUUUUGCUGGAGUGGACGGCUCUCGAUAUCCUUCAGCCCUUGAGCUGGAGCUCGCGACAGCGCAAGGCAAACAGUUCUGGAACACCAUCAGCAAGGUCAAUUUUAGUGCUUAAUUUCCGCUGUCCACUUCGAAGCAGCUCUAUUGUGCUCCUGUGUCGUGACUUCUGUUGAUCAUGUACAGCAUAUUCAAACGGAAACAUUAUCUAUCAUAUAUAAUCUAAAUCAUAUUACAAAUCUAGUUGUGAUCACAAUUCGUGUGCGAGGUAGAAUACCACUCGCUUGGCCAACUCUGCACCCAGGCUUAGAGACGCUGUGGUAACGGCAAGCCUUACGGCGGGCUGUCUCCAGUCAAGCGAAGCCUGUGCAACAGCUGUCAAUGUACGAAGCGGUUGCGAAUGAGGCGACGUACUGCAACAGGUGUAACCAUAGGCUUGCCGCCAUGGCCAGGAACAAGGAGGAGCAAGUCUUCCAAAAUCUCCGUAGGCAAUGUGGCUGUUGGGGCUGUCGUUCGUGUCAGCAACUGCCGUACGGCAUCCCCGGGUCGCACCCACUUGGACCCUGAUAUACACCUUCGAUGUUGUGCUCUGGAUGCGCAAAACUAGCGUAGCGAACUUGAUUUAGUAUGGUUCUACAUUCUUCGAGAGGAUGCCAAGAAUAUUCUUCAGGGUCCAAGAGAUAUGAAGGUGCGUAUUCGCCUUUAUAUCGCAUCUUCUGACACGAGUGGAUAUAGAACCCUGCCUAGAUGUCAGCAGGUAGGCGAAA
Messenger RNA from Phanerochaete carnosa HHB-10118-sp, 1643 nucleotides. RefSeq lists its product as uncharacterized. The record is from RefSeq and is a predicted model, not a curated record. NCBI's taxonomy places the organism in Eukaryota, Fungi, Basidiomycota, Agaricomycetes, Polyporales, Phanerochaetaceae. Gene Ontology annotation, molecular function: NAD(P)H dehydrogenase (quinone) activity; FMN binding. The transcript is spliced from 5 exons. Bases 377 to 994 code for a protein of 205 amino acids.